Thlaspi arvense is the source of this 426-nucleotide messenger RNA. Lineage: Eukaryota; Viridiplantae; Streptophyta; Magnoliopsida; Brassicales; Brassicaceae. The record is from the annotation of a GenBank genome assembly.
AUGGCCCAGAGUGCGAAUUCUCAAAGUGUGACUUCUUCAACCAAGGACAAUGGUGUUCUUUGUGAUUGUAACCGAUCAGUGAAGAUUGUGAGAGCUUGGACCCGCGAAAACCCUGGGCGAAGGUUCCUUGGUUGUAUAGGACGUCGAGUAGGCAACAGGUUUGAGUAUUGCAACUUCUUUCACUGUUUUGAUGUGGAGAAACCACACGGAUGGCAUAAUCUAGCAUUAUUGGAGGCAAGGGACAUCAUAAGGGAGCAAAAAGAGGAGAUUGCAAGGCUGUCUGCUUGGUUCUUGUGGAGGUCGUGGGUUAUGGGCAGACCUAUCAUAAACCCGGUCUCCAAAAACUUCAAAGGGGCGUUCAGUGUAUGGACUCCAAAAUGUUCCAACACCGUAUGGAACUGGUGCAAUUUUUCUUAUCUUGAGUAG